CGCAGUUUUCGUUUUUUCAUAAUUGUGUUUUUCUCGUCGUCGUUGUUUACGUGUUGUUUAUUGUUUACCUAGUUUUUGCCGACGGUAAGAGCUAGGUACCUUUACUAACCGAAAGAUUAAUCAAUAAGGUUGCAAGCCUGUUGUGAGCUGUCCUACAGGACCGUCUUGCCAAAACCACGAAAGCGAUUUGGAAGAUUUGUCAUCUGGCUUCGAUCGCUCAUCUCGAGAUCCAACGUACGCCUAAAGGGACUUGUUUUCCUGCCUGCGGGAAUUACAACAUAAACGGCGCAUUGUUUGUGAAUCUUCCGGCGUUUGUAGAAAUUUCCGUUAUCGGUGUAUUUGACGGAUUAUUUCCCUGAGUUUUUGCAAUAUCGUAAUCGCCCAUCGAAGUAAAUUAUGGCUAACAUCUCUCGGUAUUUGGAAUUGGAGAAGGAUGAUCACCAGACAGAGAUUUUGUACAGGCUACGAAAAGGGUGGACCCUGGAAUUCCGCAGCGGUGCGUCGCUGUUCGGGGUGCGUCUGAACGUGUUAACCAACCAUCCCUUGAACGAGGGAACCGGGUACCGGCGCACGGAGUUCCAGUUGGUACCAUGGGAGCGUUGCGAUAAAAACGACCAGUCGUCGUCCGAUCCUACCGGCUACAUCGCGCGAUUAUCUUUAAAAAUCGCCGGGGCGUUCCAGUAUCGCUAUGAAGACGCUGAAACGCAUGCGGUGUUGGGCAGCGGAUACUUUCACGUGGAUCCUGAUUUGCAAUUCCACAACGGUGAACCGCUGUCGUUGGACGGCGUGGUGCUGCAGACGGUGGUUGUCAAGCAGCUGGGGCCGCUCAGCGAAUGGCUGCCGCGUCUGCAGGUGGCUGUGGCGACCGGCUACAAUAUGCUGCACUUCACGCCCAUCCAGGAACUGGGCGACAGCCACUCCGCCUACGCCCUCAACGACCAGCUGAAGAUGGCGCCCACCAUCCAGGGGAAGUUGGAGUACGUUGCGAAAGUGAUCGCCACACUGUACGAGAAGCACAAUGUCCUGUCCAUCGUGGAUAUCGUCCUGAACCACACCGCCCACUCCAGUCCCUGGCUGAAGGACCAUCCGGAAGUGACAUAUAACCUGGAGAACAGUCCGCAUCUGCGACCGGCGUUCCUUCUCGAUCAACUCCUAAAACUCUUCUCCGACGAGCUGGCCGCCGGACAGUGGGCGGAUCGCGGUAUCCCGGCGACUAUCACCGAAGGCCAUCAUAUUGAUAAAAUCAAACACGCGUUGUGGCACGAUAUUUUCCCACGAGGAAAACUGCACGAAUAUUACUUGGCGGAUGUGGAUAAGCUGGUGAACGAGUUUCGUUCCGUAUCGGCGAAUUAUAAAGCCUACGAUGAUCAAGCGGCGGGUGUUCGCGAGCUGCGAAUGCAUUCCGGACCAGCGUACCGUCGAUUUGGCGCCGCUGUCAAUCUGGAGGAAGCCCGCGUCUAUUUCAAAGCGCCCACGAGUUCUGAAGGCGGUGAUCCGAACAAUGACUGGCGCAUCAACGGCGCCGCAGAUUUCUUCCGCAAUUGGUUGAACCACGAGAACGGCCGGCGUUACGAGACCUUCCAGAGUCAUCUCGCGGCCGCUAUCAACGGGAUUUCCGGAACUCUUUCUUACGAGCGCCUGCAGGGCGAUGGACCGCAUUUGGGAGCGUUUACAAAACAAUGGCCACUGGUGCCCAAGUAUUUCCACGUUUUUGAGGAUUUUAAGAGUUUCGAAGACGCAGAAGCCGCGUCUGUCGAUCCCAGCCGCUGCAGGUUCAUUAUGGCCCACAACGGUUGGGUGAUGACCUUUGACCCCUUGAAGAAUUUCGCGGCGGAAGACUGUAACGUGUACCUGCGCCGGGAACUGAUCCCGUGGACGGAUAACUGCAAACUGCGCUACGGCGAUAAACCGGACGACUGUCCGUACUUGUGGCAGCGCAUGCGCGAUUACGCCGUGGAGAUGGCCUCCACCUUCCACGGUGUUCGGCUGGACAAUGCGCAUUCGACACCGCUCAACGUCGCCGAGUUCAUGUUAGACGCGGCGCGAGCGGUCAACCCCAAUCUCUACGUCAUCGCGGAACUGUUUACCGGGAGUGAGGGGCGGGAUAAUGUUUUCGUCAAUCGGCUGGGUUUGAGCUCGUUAAUCCGAGAAGCGGAGAGCGCGGUGGACUCGCACGAUCUGGGCCGGCAGGUGCACCGGUACGGUGGGGAGCCGGUGGGCGCCUUCCUCCCGCUGACCUCGGCCAAAAUGAGCCCAUCGGUGGCGCACGCGCUCCUGUACGAUCAGACGCACGAUAAUCCCAGCAUGAUCAAGAAACACUCGCUGGCCGAUGUGCUGCCGUCGGCGGCGGCGGUCAGCAUGGCCGAUGCCGCUGCCGGGAGUACGCGCGGAUACGACGAGCUGGUGCCGUUUGCGCUGGACAUUGUUACGGAGAAGCGCUACUAUCGCUCCUUGACCGACAAAGCCACUGAUCACAGCCAAGUGGAUCUCUCCAGCGGUUUGUUGGCCGUCCGGCGCCGAUUGAAUCAUCUCCAUCUGGAAAUGGCCCAGAAAGGCUACCACCAGGUCUUCGUGGAUCAAAUGGACGGCGACACGAUGGCCAUCACACGGCACAACCCUACCGAUCACUCGGCCUACGUGGCCGUGCUGCGCAACGCCUUUCGCUCACCCCACAUGGACGCUUUCCACCACGCUCCGGCACUGCGACCCCUGAGCAUCGAAGGAAGCGUGGAAAGUAUCAUCCUGGAGGCCGGACUGGAAUACACCGGGGAAAACAAGUUCGAGGAUGAUGCCAAAUACAUCACCGGGCUGAAGGAAGGUUAUCAAGUGUAUAUGCAGGAAAACAUUGGGUUUGAGAAGAGCCGCUAUCUGGAGAGAGAUCCCGAAAUGCAGAAGAGCCAGGCCAAGCGGGAUGUGCGCUUUGUGCAUUUCCCGCCGGGCGCGGUGGUGGUUUUCAAGUUAUCCGUGGGAUCUCCGACCGAAGCCAUCACACAAAUUAAAAACGCGGUGUCUGACGCACACUCUGUGAAAUUGCAAGAGAUUUGUCAGAACCUUACCGUGGCAGAUUUUAACCGCGUCCUCUUCCGCACGAACGACGAAGAGGCGGACGAUGGGAAAAACGGCGGAGCGUAUUAUAUCGCACAGUUUGGAGCGCUCCCAUACUGCGGACUUCAAGCAUUCGUCACCGUUCUGGAGCGUCUACGCGCGCACCAAGACCUCGGUCAUCCCUUCUGCUCCAAUCUGCGCGCCGGGAAUUGGAUGAUGGAUUACAUCACCGAUCGGCUGCGCAAUUAUGAGUCGACUAUUCCGCUGGCCGAUUGGUUUGGCGCCGUUUUCGAGCACGUCAAAGGACUCCCGCGCUAUUUGGUCCCGCAGUACUUCGACCUGGUCGUCACCAAAGCGUACCGACAGAUCGUCGAUGUGGCACUGAAUCGGAUGGGAAAAUUCGUCUCCAACGGAUCCGAAUUCACGAGAUUAAUGGCGCUGGGAACGUACCAGAUGUGCGGAAUUGUUAUGGCCAGCAAGCUGCCGGCCCUCUCGCCAUCACUGUCCCCACCGGCGCCUAAGAAAAUCAAGAAUCCGGCGAACGGUCAGGAUGUGGAUGGGGCGGUGAGCCUGGCGGCCGGUCUGCCGCAUUUCGCCGUCGGAUGGGCGCGCAACUGGGGCCGCGACACGUUUAUCGCGCUGCGAGGAUUACUCAUGCUGACGGAACAGUUUCAGGAAGCGAGAUACAUCAUCUUGGCCUACGCGGCCUGUCUCCGGCACGGUCUGAUCCCCAAUCUCCUGUCGGAAGGCACCGGGGCCCGCUACAACGCCCGCGAUGCCGUCUGGUGGUGGCUGUACUCCAUCCAGCAAUACGUGCGGUUGGCGCCCAACGGCGAGGCGAUUCUGAAGGAUGUAGUCUCCCGGAUGUACCCGCAGGACGAGCCUCCCACCCAACCUGGACAGGCGGAUCAGCCGUUAGCGGAGGUGAUGCAGGAAGCUUUGACGAAACAUGUGCAAGGCGUGAAUUUCCGCGAGCGGAACGCCGGGUGGAAUCUGGACCGGGACAUGUGCUCGGAGGGCUUCAACAACGGCAUCGGGGUGGACCUGCAGACGGGCUUCGUCCACGGGGGUAAUCCCCACAACUGCGGCACGUGGAUGGAUAAAAUGGGCAGUUCCGAACAGGCCGGCACGCGCGGCAAACCGGCCACGCCCAGAGAUGGAUCGGCGAUUGAAUUGGUGGCUUUAUGUUACUCCACGGUGGAUUGGUUGGCGGAGAUGAGCACCAACGGGAAAUAUCCGCACGACGGCGUGAAAAUGCAAACCAAAGGCGGACAAGCGAAGACGUUGAGUUUCCUCGACUGGCGCCAAAUGAUUAAGAAUCAUUUUGAAGAGAGAUUUUUCGUCGGUGCGGAUCGAGCGGGAGAAUUUAUUCGCCGGGAUUUGGUGAAUAUCGCGCCGAUUUAUAAGGACACGUAUGGAUCCUUCCAUUUCUGGGCGGACUAUCAGCUGCGGCCCAAUUUAUGCGUCGCCAUGGCGGUGGCGCCGGAGAUGUUCGAUGCGGGUCACGCGUGGCAAGUGUUAGACAUCGUGGAAGAGCAUCUUCUGGGUCCGCUAGGUUUGAAAACUCUCACACCGAAGGAUUGGGCGUACGAUGGCGAUUAUGACAAUGACGAUCACAGCAGUAAUGCGAAACGGGCGCACGGCUUCAACUACCACCAAGGACCGGAGUGGGUAUGGCUGAUGGGAUACUUCCUGCGCGCUAAAUUAAUCUUCGCCGGCAAACAGCAGAACGCGGAGAUUUUAAGCAAAACCAGGGCGUUUGUGGAGACGGUGCUGGGCCGGCAUUGGUUACAUGUGCGCACCUCCGACUGGCGCGGUCUGCCGGAGUUAACCAACGCCGGGGGAGCCUAUUGUCCCCACAGCUGCCACACCCAGGCCUGGAGCAUGGCCAGCAUCUUGGAAGCGUUGCAUGCGCUGCAAAACGAGAAAUAAAAUGUUUUAUUCGUGUGAUUUAUCCCCCGUGUUGCUGCUCCCUGUUCAGGCGAUACUCGCAUGCUUUCUCGAUAAACUAGAGAUUUCUUCGAUUUAACGGUGCUUGGGUUUAAUUUAUUCGUGUGUUAUGAAUUUGUGCUUCUUGUCUUUUCAAGGUUUGCAAUUUUCAAAGUUUGUUAUCGUCGCUUUAAUCAAGUGAUUGAUAACUUUGUGGUGGAUACUGGUUUGCGUAUGGGAAGGUCACUUGUUUGUUGUGCUGCGAUUUCGGCGAGGUGUUCGCGCCACAAACUGCGGAAUAAAUUCUGAUUAUGCUAAG
Paramacrobiotus metropolitanus is the source of this 5293-nucleotide messenger RNA. Its product is annotated as glycogen debranching enzyme-like. The record is from RefSeq and is a predicted model, not a curated record. Gene Ontology annotation, molecular function: 4-alpha-glucanotransferase activity; amylo-alpha-1,6-glucosidase activity. Gene Ontology annotation, biological process: glycogen catabolic process; glycogen biosynthetic process. NCBI's taxonomy places the organism in Eukaryota, Metazoa, Tardigrada, Eutardigrada, Parachela, Macrobiotidae.